Molecule: messenger RNA, 3090 nt
Organism: Penaeus chinensis
Lineage: Eukaryota; Metazoa; Arthropoda; Malacostraca; Decapoda; Penaeidae
Gene: eIF3c
Product: eukaryotic translation initiation factor 3 subunit C-like
Exons: 18
Coding region: 76-2712 (878 amino acids)
Biological process (GO): translational initiation
Cellular component (GO): eukaryotic translation initiation factor 3 complex
Molecular function (GO): translation initiation factor activity; translation initiation factor binding; RNA binding
Source: RefSeq, a predicted model, not a curated record
CUUAACGUUCCUUCUUGGCCGAGCCUCUCGCCAAAACACAUUAUAUAACGCGGAAGGACAGAAGAAGCCGCCAACAUGACUUCCCGUUUCUUCAUGUCCGACUCUGAGACCGAGUCCGAGUCGAGCGAGGAGGAGACCGUUAAGGAGCCAGCCAUCUCCGGGGCUGCCUUCGUGUUUAGUGAAGAUGAGGAAGACACCAAACGUGUCGUCCGCUCAGCCAAGGAGAAGCGCUAUGAAGAGCUCAAGAACAUCAUCAAGAGCAUCAAGAACUACAAGUCAGCCAGGGACUUGUACAGUGUGCUCUCAAGUUUUGAGGACCUGUGCCGUGCAUAUACAAAGGCCCUUCCUGUUGUGCAGAAGGAAGAGAGCGGCAAGACCCCACGCUUCUACCUGCGUUGCCUGGUGGAGCUGGAGGACUUCAUCAAUGACAUGUGGGAAGACAAAGCUGCCAGGAAACACAAGUGGAAUAAGAUCAAUGCCAAGAGUUUGACCACACUCCGCCAGAAGUAUAGAAAGUAUGCUCGUGAAUAUGAAACUGAUUUGGCUGCCUUCCGGGAAAACCCUGAUGCUCCCGAUUCUGAAUCUGAGAUGAAGGAGGCUGAAGAUGAAGACAGUGACUUUGAAACUGAUAUGGACUCUAAUACUUUCAAGAAAGAAUCAUCUACCAAGACUGCCAAGAAGCAGAAGGAAAUUGAGGAGGAUGAUGACGACGACGAUGACAGCAUUGACUGGGGUCCCGAUUCGGAUGACGAGACCUCUUCCUCGGAUGGAGAUGUUGGCAUAUACUCUUUGAGGGAACAUUUCUUGAAAAAGACAACAGACAGAGAUGAAGAUGAUGGCAAAAAAAAGAGGAGGAAGAAGCCAGCAGAGACCAAGAUCAAGGAGGAGGAUAGCGAUGAUGAUGAAGGUGGCUGGGAAACUGUCAAGAAAGGAUCCUCUAUGCCAAUGGAAAAGCCCAAGAUGUUUGGCAAGGAUGAUGAGAUCAAUGUGCAGUCUGUACACAAGAAGCUGAAUGAGAUCAUGGCUGCCCGUGGCAAGAAGGGCACAGACAGGAAGGAACAGAUUGAGCUUUUACACGAACUGAUGAACGUCUCUGAUGAGAACAACCUUGGACCAGCCAUCCGCAUCAAGAUUCAGUUCAACAUCAUCAUGUCCAUCUAUGACUACAACCCCUCAGUGUCUGACCCAAUGAAAGUGGAGCUGUGGGACAAGGUCCUCAUUAAAAUCGAUGAGUUGCUGGACAUGAUGAUUGCUCACCCAGACCUGGUCAUUGGAGAGCAUAUCACAGAGGAGAGUGAGAGCCUGGAGACUGCUCCCCUGCUUGUGCGUGGCUGUGCCCUCACUAUCGUCGAACGGAUGGAUGAGGAAUUUAUCAAGUUGCUUAAGGCCUGUGAUGCUCACAGCAAUGAAUACAUUGUUCGUCUCCGUGAUGAGAUCCGUGUUUGUGCUAUCAUUGACAAACUUUUGAAGUAUGAGGAAGAGAACGGAAUGCCCUCUGACAUCUGCCGCAUCUAUUUGAGGAAAAUUGAGCAUCUCUACUAUAAAUAUGAGCCUCGUGCUGCCAAACAGGCUGUGGGUGAGAUCCCCAAAACUGAUGACACCAGUGUGGAAGAGAUGGACAGGCUCUGCAAGUAUAUCUAUGUGCGUGACAACACAGAUCGUCUGCGUACACGUGCCGUGCUCUGUCACAUUUACCACAUGUCACUGCAUGACAAGUGGUAUGAAGCACGUGAUCUGAUGCUGAUGGCUCAUCUACAGGAAACCAUCCACCACUCAGAUCUGCCAACCCAAAUUCUGUACAAUCGUACCAUGGUUCAGCUUGGUCUGUGUGCCUUCCGUCAUGGCAACAUCCGUGAAGCUCACAAUGCCCUCUUGGACAUCCAGUCUGGUGGUCGUGCAAAGGAACUUCUUGCACAGGGCCUUCUUCCCCAGCGACAACAUGAGCGAACCACCGAGCAGGAGAAGCAGGAAAAGCAGAGGCAAAUUCCUUUCCAUCAACACAUUAAUCUGGAGAUGCUGGAGUGCGUUUAUUUGGUCUCAGCCAUGCUUAUUGAAAUCCCCUACAUGGCUGCCCAUGAAUUUGAUGCUCGUAGGCGUAUGAUCUCCAAGUCAUUCCACCAUCAGCUGAAGAAUUCAGAGCGUCAGUCUCUGGUAGGCCCUCCGGAGAGUAUGAGGGAACACGUGGUGGCCGCCUCCAAGGCCAUGCGCAAUGGCAACUGGAAGCAAUGCAGGAAUCUCUUGCUGAAUGACAAGAUGAACUCUAAGGUGUGGGACUUGUUCCACGAACCUGACCGUGUGCGCACCAUGCUGGGAGGCAAAAUCCAAGAGGAGAGCCUGCGCACAUAUCUUUUCACCUACUCUCAUGUUUAUGACUCCAUCUCCCUUAUCAAGCUGUCAGAGAUGUUUGAGUUGCUCCAUGGGACUGUGCAUGCCAUUAUUAGCAAGAUGAUCAUCAAUGAGGAAAUUAUGGCAUCCCUUGAUGAGCCAACUUCCUGCCUUGUGAUGCAUCGCACAGAGCCUUCAUCAUUGCAGUCACUCUCACUGCAACUGGCAGAUAAGCUCUAUAACUUGGUGGAGAACAAUGAGCGUAUCUUGGACCAGAAGCCCUUUUUCGCCCGCGGAAUGCAGGGCGGUGGGUACCGUGACCGUCGUGAGAAGGGUAGCUGGGGAGAACGAAGAGACCGCCGAGACCAGCGACGAGAGAGAGAUUAAAGAGGAUUCACACCCAAGAUGGCAGCCAGCAAGCCUCAUCUUGUUUGACGUUCUGGUCAGCAUUCAUGUGGCUGUUGAAGUAUUGUCGUUGAUUAUCCCGACCUCCUCCCCCUCUGCAAGGAAAGGUCUGCUGGGGCCUGCCUGUUUACUACAAAGCAAGGCUUUGUUAGUGCUUUGCCAUUAGUAUACUGCAUGUUUUUUAUACAGUCCAUUUUGGCUAUGCUUUGUAGUGGAAUGGGUGGGCCCCAGAAAGCACUUGUGAAGAGUUGAAUGUAUAUGAAGAAUAUGAUUUAUGAAAUAUUUUAAUUGUUCUUGGUUAUUAAUCAUCAUCACUGAGAGGAUCUGUAGAGGAAUCGGUUAAUAAAUUGGUACCAUCUU